AUGGACCCCCCAUCCCUGGACGCAGCCAUCCAGCACGCCCUGGCAGGCCUCUAUCCCCCUUUUGAAGCAACAGCAUCUACCAUCCUGGGUCAGGUGUUCCGUCUCCUGGAUUCUGACUUCCAGGGCGAUGGACUGAACUUCCUCCUGGAUUUCCUGAUCCCUGCCAAGCGCCUGUGUGAACAAGUGCGUGAAGCAGCAUGUGCCCCCUACUCACACCGCCUCUUCCUGCAUGAGGGCUGGCCACUGUGCCUGCGGGAUGAGGUUGUGGUCCACCUGGCACCCCUCAAUCCCCUCUUACUGCGCCAAGGUGACUUCUACCUCCAAGUCGAGCCCCGGGAGGAGCAGUCCGUCUGCCUCACGAUCAAGUGCCUCUCUGUGGACCUCCGCACAGUGGACACGAAGCCAGUCCCUGAGUCAUCCUAUCCUAUACUUUUCAGCCCAGCCUGGCUGGAGGCCAUCAACGGUGACUCUGAGGGCAGUCCCCUGCACAACUGUCUGAUAGCUUCAGAAGAUGGCAUGGCCCCUGUGCCCUGGACCAAGAUAACCAGCCCAGAGUUUGUGGAUGACACAGCCCCAGCAGUGAAUCUCCUCUCCCCAGCCUGGGAGUCCCUUCAGUUAGAGGCACUGGAUUUGAGCAGCUCUCAAGACCUGCACCAGGCCAGGUGCCCAGACAGCCAGGUGCUGCUUGUCCGGAGUUUGGGCAAGGGCAGGACACACAGGAACAAGUACCCAGGCCUCAUCAAGGUGGAGCAAGCUGGACCUGGGGAGGUGGGCUUCAGGGUGGACAGUGUGGCCAGCCAGGACCUGGAGGGAGAGUAUGUGGCUCUUCUGGACUUUCCCCAAGAGAGCAGAGAAGGGUCUCCAAGUAAGGAGGUGGUGACGCCCAAUGGGUGUCCUUUGGGGGUACCAAAGGAGCUAUCUGGAACCAGGGAAAUCCCUUUCUGUCAAAGGAUGCUGCCUCUGUCAGGGGCCAAUGGAGAGCCUUCCUUGGAAAAAUGGGCUUGUGAGAAGCCUGAAAGCUUGGGGGAGAAACCCUGUGUUUGGGGCUCAAGGAGAAAGGCUAAUGAUAAAGUCCCUACCCAAGACUCAGAACACCAGUCCCGAGAGCCAUACCUCAGCAUCUUUGUAAACCCACUGCAUUGUGCGUCUGGCCUUGGGACAGGUGCCUCAGAAGAGCCACCGGCCUCCACAACACAGGGCAUUCUGGGAAACUCAGAGAACAUGGACCAGCUCAAGCCAGGACCAAAACAAGCAUCCUCUCCCCGGCUGUGCCCAGUUUCUCCUCUUGCUGCUCCAGCCUCCGAAACCAAGAUGGAAGAGAUGACCAAACAGGGCAAUGGGAGACUUGCCAAGCCUGUGACCAACCGCGGUCGAAACAUUUCCUCUUCCGGGUCGCCCACUCCUGGGCUCAAAUUCUCAUUCUUAAAGGGGCAGAGGCAAGUGCCUCGGGCCUCAGAGAAAGCCUCGCUCCAGCAUGACGGACCCUGGAAAGUCUUGUGUUCACUCUACUCACCCAAACCCAACCGAGCCAAGUGCUUAGGGAAAGCUGGAACAACUCAGACCAAAACAUCUGGCCUAGACGCUGACUCAGACCCAGUGACCGAGGAAAAAGCUGACUUCCCAGAAGCUUCUGCAGGCCCUCCAGAAAAAAGCCCCACUCUGGAAAAGGACCCCCCAGGACUUGAGCCCAGGAUUGGGGCCCUGAGCGUGGAGAUCUUCCAUUCCAGGAUAGCAUGUCUGCCAGGCGGUCGGGACAGGGCGGGGCGGCCCCUGCUUCUGGUGUCAACCACCAAGGGCCCCUGGGAGGCGCCAUGGUGCACUGCCUCGGAGGUCACCAAGCUGUUUUCUUACCUGUGCACCAUCCCCAGGCCUGAAGAUAAAACUAAGGGGCUGGCAGUUGUGAUUGAUGCUAGGAAACAGCCCCCACAUCCUGGUCUCGUCAGAGCCCUGCAGGCCACCCAGGCGCUGGUCCCAGCCUCCAUCCGUGCCAUGCUCUUCCUGGGGGAGAAGGAGGCAGCUCUCCAGCUGGAGGCAUUACCUGACAUCCAGGUAGAGGUGCUGACCUCACUGAAGGCACUGAGCCACCACGUGGACCCCAGCCAGCUCCCUACAGCCCUGGAAGGCCCUUUCCCCUACUGUCAUGGCGAGUGGGUGCAAUUCUUCCAGAAGCUGGAUCCUUUCCUUGCAGACCUUCGCCAGGCCUCCUGCCUGCUAAAGGCUUCCAUCAGGGAGUUCGAGAAGGGUGAGCCCCCUGGAGGGGUGCAGGAGGCCUCCAGGUGUCUGAGCAAGUCCAAGGAGCUGAUGGAGGCCGUGCUGAGGGACCCAGGCCUGAUGGGCCUCCAGCGGGAAGGCGGAGCCACUCUGGCCAGGCUGCGACAGGAGGGCAGCAGGCUGAACUUCAACCCGGAUGUCAGGAGCCAUCUGGCCGAAGCCACCGCCCUGUACAGCCUUGUGGAUGAGCAGCUGCACAUCCUGGUCACUGUGUCCAACCACCUCCUGAGAAGGCUGGAGCUCCGUGUCCGUCUGGGCCGCCUGGAAGCUGCCAUCCGCCAGGUCAGCCACUGGAUGGAGCAGGAGGGAAGCCGGUGCCUGCAAGUGCUGACCCCCAAGGACGGAAGCUUGGAGACAGUGGAGAAAGCCCAUGCAGAGUUCGAGGACUUCUUCCUUCAGGCUGUGGCCCAGUACCGCCAAGGCCUGGAGCUGUGCAAGCAGGCGGCCCAGCUGGCAGCGGCCGCCAGGGCUGGGGAGGCAGGAGGGACCGAGCUCCCGGAGCUGGCAGCCUUUGCCUUCACCCAGCGGGCCUUCCAGGCAAAGCUGACCCACUUCUACAUGGCGGCUGAGCGGCAACGCACAGACCUGGAGACGCUGCUCCAUCUGCACCACUUCUGCAAGAAGGUGACCUGGUUCCACAUGGACUGUCAGGACCUGAUGGCCCAGCUGAGGCUGGGCAAGGCCCAGAGGACCAGCCCUGGGGACCAGCGCCGUCUCCACCGCUACCUGCAGCGCCUGGCGUCCGAGUUUCCUGCUGAGAAGCUCACAGCCAUGGGGCUGCAGGUGGCCUCGCUGAGCCGGGAGGGCCUGGGCCGCGACCUGUGGGAGGAGGCCCAGGCGAGACACGAGGACAUCCAGAUGCUCCUGAAGAAGGCGCUGGCCCACUGCCCGUGCCCGGCUGGUUCCCCGGCUCACCCCACGUGCCUGGAACUCAGGGGGGUGGCCGCCAAGGACCAGGGCCUGAAUGGGGAAGUCACUUCCAAGGGCAGAUGGGACCUGCCCCUCCAGGACUCGCUGGGUUCAGAUCGUUCGCCCAAAUCCCGCUGGCCUCCUUGGGGCCCCAGGCGCGGACAGAACAGAAAUUUCCAAGCAGCCCCUCCCACCCAGGAAGCUGGCCAGGCUGUCGAGGCUGAUGAAGGCAGAAGCCCCCAUGGGCCCCUGGACCCCACUCCUGAGCGUUUCCUCACCACCCUCUUCUCCUGGCAGCGACUCCCCAGGCAGACUCAGAUCCCCCGGCCUGCCGGGGACAGCUUCUCCUCGGAGGGGACAGGCUCACAGACGUCUCUGGAGGACUCGCCCCACACGAGUCCCCCUGCAUCCCUCUAG
Rangifer tarandus platyrhynchus (Svalbard reindeer) is the source of this 3597-nucleotide messenger RNA. The record is from the annotation of a GenBank genome assembly. NCBI's taxonomy places the organism in Eukaryota, Metazoa, Chordata, Mammalia, Artiodactyla, Cervidae.